This is a messenger RNA of Mobula hypostoma (lesser devil ray), 5514 nucleotides long. RefSeq names its product solute carrier organic anion transporter family, member 2B1 (gene slco2b1). Gene Ontology annotation, biological process: transmembrane transport; sodium-independent organic anion transport. NCBI's taxonomy places the organism in Eukaryota, Metazoa, Chordata, Chondrichthyes, Myliobatiformes, Myliobatidae. The record is from RefSeq and is a predicted model, not a curated record. The transcript has 15 exons. Gene Ontology annotation, cellular component: plasma membrane. Bases 254 to 2269 code for a protein of 671 amino acids. Gene Ontology annotation, molecular function: protein binding.
CCCACCGUCCGCAUUUCCGAUUCACCAGGGGUACGGUCAUGCUGGCGGUUGCUCGUCUCGGGAUGAGCCGUCAGCGGCUUUCGCCAAACUCCCGCUGAACGUUUCUCAUAUUAGCCGUAGAGUCUCCAGCUCCCGAGCGAGAGAGAAAGAGAAAGUCGAGCGUGCGACAUCUCUCCCCUCAGUCUCUCAGUCUCUCUCUCCCUCUCGUCUCUCUCUCUCUCUCUCAGGUGACGGAGUGACACCAUUUGUCAGGAUGGGGAUUACGGGACAUCCACCUGUUGUGUCCAAGUCCAGCCAGGAGGAGAGGCCCAGAAGACGCAGUGUCAACCCUUUCAACAGCAUAAAGUUUUUCGUUCUGUGUCACGGACUCCUGCAGCUCUCCCAGCUCCUGGUGUCUGGGUACAUGAAGAGCAUCAUCUCUACCGUUGAGAAGCGAUUUGGGAUGACCAGCCAGAACUCGGGGAUGCUCUCCUCCCUCAAUGAGAUUGGGAGCACAGUGUUCAUCAUCUUUAUCAGUUACUUUGGGAGCCGGGUUCACCGGCCACGGCUGAUUGGCUGCGGAGGGAUCGUGGUCAGUGUGGCUGCCUUCACCAUGGCCCUUCCCCACUUCCUCAUGGGUCGCUACACGUACGACCGCACUCUCUCAGACCGUGAUGACGGUUUUAACGAUACCUGCCAGUUGGCGUCAACGGCUCAGCAACUGAAGAAUGAGACCUGUGAGACGGGCAGUAUUCAAAGUGACCACUACAUGUUGUCCCUCCUGAUGGUCGGACAGCUGCUGUUGGGAGUUGGUGGAGUCCCCAUCCAGCCCUUCGGGAUAUCGUACGUGGAUGACUAUGCCAGCAACAGGAAUUCUCCACUGUAUCUUGGGAUUUUGUUUGCCGUGACUGUUCUGGGCCCUGCCUUUGGGUUUGUGUUGGGUGCAUCUGUUCUCCGCAUCUUCAUUGACAUUGACAAGAUAUCAGCAGAGGACAUGGUUCCGAAGUUUGGAGACCCUCGCUGGUUGGGGGCCUGGUGGUUAGGCUUCCUCAUGGCAGCCAGCUGUGUCCUCAUCUUCUCCCUUCCUUACUUCUUCUUCCCAAGGGAGAUGCCCAAGGAGGGCUCCAGGGAUCACCAAAGUGAGGCCAACAUGGAAAAAAAAUUGGACGAGACUAAAGCCAAGCAGAAAGAUGCAAUGGAGAAUAUGUCAUUGUUGCAGUUCAUCAAAAGCUUCCCCCGUAUCCUGGUGCGGACUCUGAGGAGCCAGGUUUACCUGAUGGUGGUCUUGGCCCAGGUGUGUCUGUCGGCCCUGAUGUCUGGCCUCAGUGUCUUCAUCUCCAAGUUCCUGGAGCAGCAGUUCUCCGUGACGGCCUCGUUUGCAAACCUCUUGAUUGGAAGUGUUCAUGUCCCUGGGGCUGUGCUGGGCAUCCUCGUGGGGGGGAUGAUCAUGAGAAGGCUCAGCAUCACUCUCCGAGGCUCGGCUCUAAUGUGCUGCCUGGCCAUCUUCCUGUCCAUUUGUGCCGCCGCUCCGCUCAUCUUCCUCGGAUGUGCCACGCAGAAGGUCGCAGGAGUCAACUACCCUCUGAAUAGCACAUUGGACAUUAGGAUGAGCUGUAAUCAGGGAUGUUCUUGCCGGGAUCAAGUCUACAACCCCGUCUGUGCUGGCAAUGACAUUGAGUUCAUCUCUCCGUGUCAUGCUGGUUGUCAGAACGUUGUGCUGGAUGGUCAAAGAAGAGUUUCGGCUUACAGCAACUGCAGCUGUGUUCCUGACCGAUUACAGGUGCUGCCGGGCACCUGUCGUACGGGGUGUUAUCACCUUCUCCUGCCCUUCAUGUUCUUCCUGACGCUGACCGGUUUUGUGGCCACGCUUUGCCAGACGCCGUCAUUCAUGCUGGUGCUGAGGUCGGUGAAGCCUGAAGAUAAGUCCUUUGCGAUAGGAAUUCAAUUCAUGUUAUUCCGAGUUCUAGCCUGGUUGCCUGGACCAGUCCUCUAUGGAAGCACGAUCGAUAGCACGUGUAUCCGAUGGGAGAGCAAAUGCAAGACCAAGGCAGCGUGUCGAUACUACAACCUUGAUCUCUUCCGAACUCGGUACAUCGGGCUCCAGAUAUUAUUCCAGUGUGCUGGCUUCCUGUUCUUCCUAAUGGCCUACUAUUUCCUCCAGAGGAACUUACUGAGACAGGAGAAGCAAGAGAAGCCAUUGACUGAAAUUCGUCCUCACCCAAAGGAGGUGGAGGAGAGGGAGAUGCUGAUGGAUCAGGGCUCUAACGCCAUCUCCCAGCCGAAGGUGUGAGAGGACAUCCAGACGCAGCUGGUCAUAUAAUCUGUAUAUAAUCUCCAGUGCCAGCAGCAAGAGGCACUCAAUUUCUGUCAAUCCCAGACAGCCCCCACUGUCUAAUAGUCUGUGAUAUGGUAUUUGCCCCAAUGUUCCAUCUUGGGAGAGAACUUUGUGAGGAUAAUCUCUGAGGAGACAAAGGGAAACCACCUCUUGUUCACGUGUCCGACGCUGGGUAGGGGUUUCUAUCCCUGCGCAAUUCCCUGACAGUUCCUUGUUGCAUCAGGAAAGUAUCCUGGCUCAAAAAAAAAAGAAUUCAGGGUUUGACACACGCCUUGACCCUGGUUAGUGAAAGAAAAUGCCGUAAACAAUUCCAACCAAUGGUUAGUGACACCGUUAAAGUACAGAUUUAUUUCAAAACAUACUGUGAAAUGCGCUGUUUGCGCUAACAGCCAACACAUCCCAAGGAUGUGCUGGGAGCAGCCUGCAAGUGUUGCCACAUAUUUUGGCACCAGUAUGGCAAACCCACAAUGCUUGCAGUUAGCACAAUACUAUUACAGCUCAGGUUGUCGGAGUGCAGAGAUCAAUUCUGGCGCCAUCUGUAAGGAGUUUGUACGUUCCUCCCCGUGAACUGUGAGUGUUUCCUCCCACAGUCCAAAGGCAACGUAUCAGUUAGUGCGUUAAUUGAUCACUGGAAAUCGUUCCGUGAUUAGACUAGAGUUAAAUAGGUGGGUUGCUGGGUUGUGUGACUCAUUGAGCCAGAAGAGGCCUCUUUCUUCCACGUUGCAACUCUAAAUACAAUAAAUUGAGAAAAAAAACACAAAAUACAACAAGUAACAAAACAGCAGGAAAGUGAGCGCCUUUCUUCCCUCCCACACACAGGGACAGUCCUCCAACUCCAGGACAGGCCUCCAGCCUCCAGUCUCCAGGCUUCGGCCAUUGUGUUUCAAUUUCCACUCUCCUGAUCACCCUUCAGCCUUCGGUAUUGACCCCAGGACCAGCUGACGAUGGGACCCUGAACUCCAGGUUUGAAAUCUGGGCCCGCCGGCUCACCGGCCCUCGUUCUUCCUGCUCGCAAUAGGCAUCUGAUCCCAGGACCCACUGACCUGAAAGAGCCCAACUUCUACAGAUGUCCAUGUUGCUGACCUUCAGCGUGGAACAGAAACUUAGAUUCCAGAUGUUCUUCGUCCCACAACCAUGUCACUAGCUUUCAACUGUGGACCGGAGGCCUAUAGUCCAGUUGUCCUUAAUCAACUGUCCACAUCACUGUGCCUAAAACCUACUCUGAUUUUAAACUCUCACUAAUCCCUAAUCUUACCCCAACUCUCCUCUCUGUCCCCAAAACUAUCCAUACAAACUUAAAAGUGCAAAUAGGACUGAGCCACAGGCUUGAUGGAGACCAAAGUUUGGUGCCAUCUUGACCGAAAUCCUCAAACCUCAAAUCCCUCCAAAAGCUCAAAAGGGAUUGCUUCUGAAAUGGUGGUCAUAUAAUAUUGCCACUCAGAGCCUUGAUACCCGUGAAGGUAUUUGUGACAGGGCAGUGGGGAGAGUGUGCUCUCCCAUGGUCCUAUAGUUGUCACUGGACGCUUUCCAAAAUUACUCAAGUAUACACUGUCCUCAUUGAAGUUAUACCAUCGUGUCUCCCUGCCCAUGGUUUAUCCAUGUGCAUGGGUGUUUGGAUUCAGGUUUAUUUAUCACAUGUACAUUGAAACAUACAGUCAAAUGCAUCAUUUGUGUCAACAACCAACAUUAAAGAAAGAAAGCAAUAGAGAGGUAGUCUUCAUGAGUUUAUGGAAAAUUUAGAAAUCUAAUGGCAGAGGUGAAGAAGCUCUUCCUCAAUCACUGAGUGUGAAUCUUCAGGCUCCUUUACCUCCUCCCUGAUGGUAGUAAUGAAAGAAGAUGUCCCAGAUAGUGAGGUAUUGCCUCGUGAAGAUGUCCCCCAUGCCGUGAUGGAACUGACUUGAGUCUACAGCCCUCCGCAGCCUCUUUUGGUCCCGCACGUUGGAGCCUCCAUGCCAGACAGUGAUGCAACCAGUCCGGAUUCCCUCCACAGAACAUCCACAGAAAUUUGCAAGUCUUUCAUGACAUACCAAGUCUCAAACCCCCUGCUGGUAUGCCUUCUUCAUGUUUGCAUCAAUAUUUUGGGCCCAGGAUAGACCUUCAGAGACGUUGACAAAAGUUGAUGAGAAUUGACAUGUACAUGCCAGAAUGGAUCUUCCGAGGUGAGCUUGGAUCUGCUCAUUCUUUCCAUUGCUGACCCCUCAAUGAUGACUUACAUGUGUACCCUCAAUCUCCACUUCCUGAAGUCCACCAUUGGUUCCUUGGUCUCACUGUCAAGGUGGUUGUUGUGACUCCACUGGACCAGCUGAUCUAUCUCAUUCCUGUAUUCCUGUCCAUUGAGCCAGCUUAUCGCCUGUUUUCACUUUGCUGCUGCAUUUUAUGGGCUGAAGAUGUGCACGAUGCUAUAGAAAUGCAGUUCCUCAUUCCCUCUCUGCGCACACAUGCAUCCACUGAGCUAUCAGCUGAUGUCUUCAACAGUAUUAUGUAGAACACUUGGCAGCAGACAAAAAAUGCUGAAGGAACUCAGCAGCUCAGACAACGUCUAUGGAAAUGAAUAAACAGUCGACAAAUUGUGUAAAUACAAAAAAAAGGCUAGUAAUAAAUAAAUCAUACUGAGAGCAUAAGUAGUAGAGUCCUUGAAAAUGAGUCUGUAGGUUGUAGAAUCAGUUUAGCAUUGAGAUGAUUGAAGUUCAGGAGCCAGACAUUUGAAGGGUAAUAACUGUUCCUGAACCUGGUGGUGUGGGUCCUGAGGGUUCUGUACCUCCUCCCCGAUGGCAGCUGCAAGAAGAGAGCAUGCCCUGGAUGGUGAUAUAUAUGUACUUUGAUAAUAAAUUUACCUUGAACUUUGAUAAAUACCCAACUACACAGAAGGGAUGGUAGAAAUGGAGGAUGUUAUUGAGUGAGCUAGGGAGGGAGGCGAAGGAGAGGUUCUCCCCAACUCUGGACCCUGCUGUCUCAGAUCAUAGUUCUGUACACCACCCGCCUGCUACUGACCUUCAAGAGAUCUUUGCUCCACAUGUUAUGUGUUUCUGCUGCAAACCCCAAUCUUGGAAUGCUGCCUUGGAAUUUAAAACUCAAUUUCCUUUGUAUAUAGCACAGUGAACUUUAGACCAUGUUGAUCACAGCAAAGCAUUAAUUCCUCUUUUAAACUUUCAUGAACUGUAUUGCUUACAGAUGUAUUUUAGUACAUUUAUCAUUCAACU